UUAAUUAAUGGUAAUCUCCAUCUUCUACUACACUCUCUCUCUCUCUCUCCCACACACACACAAACACACACACACAAUGAGAAGCAUCUCUUUUUAUAUCAAACGUCUAGUCCUCUACCUCAUUAUUACCAUUCCUUAUUUCUUCCACAUAAAUUGCCUAGAAUGUGGAUGCCAACCACCAGCACCUCCACCAGAACCAGAACCCUUAAUCUUCCUAGACCUAAGACUCGCCAUCAUUUAUCCGGUGAUCCAACUCUUCAAGAACACAAUCACCUCUGACCCCCUUGGAAUCACCCAAACCUGGACCGGCCCCAAUAUAUGCAACUACACCGGCUUUUACUGCGACAACCCACCGGACAAUCGCUCCGCCCUUGCUAUCGCCGCCAUUGAUUUCAACGGCUUCCAGCUCGCCGCUCCAACCCUAGACGGAUUCCUUGAUCAGCUCCCAGACCUUGCCAUCUUCCAUGCAAACACCAACAACUUCUCCGGCACCAUCUCGCCAAACAUCACCAAAUUACCAUACUUCUACGAGCUUGACAUAAGUAACAACAAGUUUUCCGGGCCGUUUCCGGCCUCCGUGCUCGGCAUCACCGACCUUACAUUCCUCGACGUCCGGUACAACUUCUUUACCGGAUCAGUCCCACCACAGGUCUUCAUGCAAACCCUAGACGUACUCUUCCUUAACAACAACAAUUUCAUUCAGACUCUACCCGAUAACCUCGGCUCAACUACGGCGCUUUAUCUCACCUUUGCCAACAACAAGUUCACCGGCCCAAUUCCCCGGAGCAUCGGAAAAGCCAAUUCGACUUUACUGGAGGUUCUGUUCCUCAACAACGAGCUCACCGGCUGCAUUCCUUAUGAAUUAGGGUUUCUGAAUAAAUCGACGGUGAUCGACAUUGGAAACAACCGGCUGAUAGGUCCGCUGCCGUACUCGUUGGGGUGUUUGGCGGCCGCGGAGCAGCUCAACUUCGCCGGGAACUACCUGUACGGACAGGUGCCGGAGGUGGUGUGCGCCCUAGGAAAUUUGGUCAACUUAUCUUUGUCAUACAACUAUUUUACUUCAGUGGGGCCCAUCUGUUGGCAGAAGAUCAAGAGUGGGGUCCUUGAUGUGAGGAAGAAUUGCAUUUAUGGGCUGCAUGGUCAGAGAUCACCGGCCGAGUGUUGGUGGUUCUUUUGGCACCAUCGAUGGUACCACUGUCCCUACCACCCCGCGUUGUACCAUUUCAUUCCUUGUAAGCAUCCUCCACUUAUUUAUAGCUAUACACCACCACCUCCUCCUCAGUCAACGCCUAAGGGUAGACGUUUGUUUUCGUAUUCCGCUCUCCUCAGACAUAGAUUGUGAUGACUUUUUCUGCUGAUGGAAUCAGGAUAAUGGGUGUCAUUGUGAUUUGGUUGACUUGCGAUGUUUAUGGUUGAUACAUUUUCUUAGUUUUAUGGUUGAUACAUUUUCUUAGUGCAGUGGCAAAACUAGGAGAAAAUUAUGUAUACAAAAUGUUUAUUAUAUAAAAUGAUGUGGUUACAAUCACAUUAAAAUGUUAAUGUCUGUUUUAUUUGUAAUUUUUUUGCUGAAUUUGGUAUAAAUGUUCUCUCCGAGGUAGUGUUUCA
This is a messenger RNA of Cornus florida, 1605 nucleotides long. RefSeq lists its product as uncharacterized. The record is from RefSeq and is a predicted model, not a curated record. Bases 8 to 1342 code for a protein of 444 amino acids. Lineage: Eukaryota; Viridiplantae; Streptophyta; Magnoliopsida; Cornales; Cornaceae. The transcript has a single exon.